Molecule: messenger RNA, 4845 nt
Organism: Patella vulgata (common limpet)
Lineage: Eukaryota; Metazoa; Mollusca; Gastropoda; Patellidae
Product: zinc finger TRAF-type-containing protein 1-B
Exons: 4
Coding region: 40-1083 (347 amino acids)
Cellular component (GO): nucleus
Molecular function (GO): zinc ion binding
Source: RefSeq, a predicted model, not a curated record
UCCCUCUGCUUGCGUCACGAAAAUUUACAAACAAGCAAAAUGGCAGAGAGUACAGAUGCCCCACGUCAAAUUUCUCGCCAAGAAUUGGACGACAAAGAAAAUAUAAUGAAUUAUGAACCAGAUUGUAAGAAGCCAAGACUGUCUUCACACAGUUCUUUGAAGAAUUUUAACCUUGAAGAUCGUCUGAGUGGAAUUUUAUGCUGCGCAGUUUGCCUCGACUUGCCCAGAACAUGUUAUCAGUGUAUAAAUGGACACUUGAUGUGCUCUGGCUGUUUUAAUCAUCUGUUAGCUGAUGCUAGAUUAAAAGAUGAAACAGCAACAUGUCCAAACUGUCGAUGUGAAAUCAGUAAAAAUUCCUGCACAAGAAACUUGGCUGUUGAGAAUGCUGCAUCCGAACUUCCUUUAGAAUGCAAGUACUGCAGUCAGAGUCUGGCCAGAAACAAAUUAGAAUAUCACCAGAGGGAACUCUGUCAAGAACGGCCAUCCAUAUGUAAGUUCUCAAGAAUUGGUUGUCCAUGGCGUGGUCCAUUCCAUGAAGUAUGGGAGCACGAGCAGGCAUGUAAACAUCCACUAAAGACAGGUGCUGAGAUAAUGGAUUCCAUGAAAGCUAUUGACAUGAAACAACAGGAAGAAAAGAAAAUAUACAACUCUAUAUUUAGUCUUCUGUCACUAGAGAAAAUAACAUUUAAUGAUUUGCAGUUAAAGCCAUAUCGUACUGAUGACUUCAUAGCCAAGCUGUUCUACGAAACAAGUCGAUUUUCUGCAUUUAAUCAUCAGUGGGUUAUCAAGGCCAGGGCCAAUCAAGACCAAAAAUAUCCGACACAAACUUGUCUUCGUUCUCUAACCUAUCAACUCAUCCUUAAAACUAAAAUAACUAAUCCCCUCAGGUUACACUUCCUCGUAUUAAAGGGUCCACAUAGCGAAACUAAAGUUACACCCCAAAUACACGAACACGAGUUCUCCACAGAAAACACAGAUUCAGAAAGUAAAGAAUUCCCGUUAGUCGAUGCGAAUGAGUGUAAUAAAAUGUUAGCUGGUAAAACUAUAAACUUUAGAGUAAUAUUAUUUCAAGUAAACCAAUAAUUCCUUUAGAUAUAAUGUAAAAAAUUAUUCUCACUUUGCCGGCAUAAUGCAUUUAUAUUGAUUUUAGAUAUGGUGACUAAUAAUUGGUUCAAUAAUACAACCUCCAUUGCACAGACUUGUAGGAAAUUGGUUUUUUUACUACCAGCACAACUAUAAUUUUGAUGGUUGCAAUGCAUUUUAUGUAGUAGAAAAGGAAAAUUGAAAUCAUUUGGAAUUGGAUUUCAAUUUGAAGUCAUUUGGAAUUGAAUAUUAACUUGAAAUCCUUUGGAAUUGGAUUUUAACUUGAAAUCAAUCGGAAGUGGAUUGUAACUUGAAAUCACUUGGAAUUGGAUUGUAACUUGAAAUCACUUGGAAUUGGAUUGUAACUUGAAAUAUUUGGAAUUGGUAUAAGGCUGAGGAAUGUCUUCAAAAGCCCAUUUGGCAUUUUUGUGUAGUUCAAUCAUUGGCUAAAUACCUUUUUGGUUGAAUUCUUUAGUUAUGAGAAAUUGAACCCAGAAUAAGUUUUACUGUAUGAUGAAACUGGUUGUAUUAUUGUUACUGAUCUGACAUGAGUUUCUAGAUAAUUCACCAUGCUUCCUAGCGUAAAACCAAGAUAUCACUAUUCUCAGUAAGUUCUUCUAUUCUGAUGCUCACUAGGCUAUUUUUCUUUUACACUAAAUAAGAUGCUUAGUAGAUUACAAUCUAAUUGAUAAUAGUGUGAAAUCCUAGGCUUCCUUAUUUUUAUGCGAUUGUCACCGAUUGUUAUUUUUAUGCGAUUGUCACCGAUUGUUAUUUUUAUAGUAUCAACCACUCAAGUUUUUGUUAUAGAGUUGUGAUACAAGUUUUAUACUAUAUUUAUAUUGUUAAUAUAUGGAAUUGAGGAUUUUGCCAAAGUUCUUUUAAUCAUGUUUUAAUGCAUCCUUACCUUAAGGAUGACAGAAGUGUUUGUAUUUUGAGGAAGUAGAGAUGGGUAGGAAGUUGAAACUAGAGGGUUACCAUUGUUAUCAAAGCACAGUGCAGAUGAAAGUUAGUUUCUCUCUAUGAAAUGGCCUCCUGGUCCAAGUUAAGGGGGCUUAUUGCAACUGAAAGCAACUGGCGUUUCGGCAACUGGGAGCAACUGGAAGCAACUAGUUGCAGUCAGUUGCACAUGUUCAACUCUCUGCAACUUGCUCCAACUAGCAGCAACUAGUUGCAGUCAACAUGAGCAUUCUUGCAACUGGAGUCAACUCAUUUCCACGGAAAUAACAUCACUUGAUAAGAGACGUGUCAUGUGACUUUAUAAAUAAGCAAAUGUUGAUGAUGUCGACAAUAAUCUAAUAGAAUUGUAGCAAGAUUGACCUUGCCUUUGGGUUGCUUCUUCUAAGUUAUUCGCCAUUUUGUUGAUCACAUGAUGAAUAAAUUAACAGUCACAUGUUAAGUGUGAUCGCUAUCAGUUGCGAGACGACAUAAGCACUCCGAAUUCAGUUGCACCCAGUUGUCCUCAGUUGCUGAUGUGAUCGACAUAAGCACUCUUGCAACUGACUGCAAUUAGUUGCUUUGGGUUGCAAAGUCGACAUAAGCCCUGUUUAAGAAUCAUGCCAUUAUCCGAUAAUUAUUGAGAGUGACAAAGUGUUCAAUAGUUCUGCUAGUGCAGUAAGUGCACUGGGCAGAUUGGUGUAAAUGUUAUGUUCAGAUCCAAGUAAAAUGUACACCAGUUCUGAGUUCAUGAGAAAUAAAAUUGCUUUGAAAAAUUGCUUUGUAUGGACAUCAGAGGGUUAAUUUCGGUACGAUUGACGAUUGAUAGUUAGGAUUAUGAAUUGUUAGUGGAUAAUUUGUCGUUUUAUGAUAAAUUUUAUUGAUUGUUUUUGUUAAAAAAGCUAAAUAAAACAUGUUAUACAUGUUGAUAAUCACUGUACAGUAUUGCAAAUAGGGGAAGAAAUUCCUUAAAUCUUGCCGUUUCAACGCUUACGAAAUUUUGGAAGCAAUCUCCUUAGUUUCUGUUACUAUUGGACUUAUUUAGGGUGUUGUCUAUGGGCUGACAGAAAGUCGUCUGAGCUAUAUGCAUUAUUAUAGCUGUUUCUAAAAGAAUUGAGGUCAGGUGGAAAUGUUAGAGAAUAAUGUUUAAUUUAUAUUGAAGAUUAUCAGGAAUUUAUUUUACAUUAGUAGUUUGUAGUUAAUGUAGUUAUAGAAUAUACAAAUCAAUUAUGUCUUUAAAAAGUUGUAGCUUGAAUCUGGUACUUUUUAAUGUUUAAUGAAAAGAAAAAAAUCAAGAGCAGUUAUCUCAACAAAACAUUUCAAGAUUUAAUAUGAAAUACUCUAUGAUGUAACUUGUAGUCAAUGGUUUAGUGUAGCCUCUUAUUAUAUGCAUUUGAUAGUAUAGUCAUAGUCAUCUUCAAUAGAAGGCUUGAUCUCGCUUUAACUACGUACAUCUUAUCAAGGCCUUCACGUAAUACCCUGCAUAUUUUGGCACUAAUUUCGAUUUGGUACAAGCCCAGCUUGUGAGCCUAUCAGAUUCCUCGUUGUGAAUACCAAGUCUUGCGCUUUCAAGCUAAAAUGUCUGUGAUAAUCGAGUUGCAAAGUUCAAGGUUCAUUCAAUGUCAAGGUUUCCGUGGAGGUCGCGAUGUCUCAACCUCUGAUUGAACGCUACUGCCCAUGUGUCUGUAGAUAACACAGCUAUAAGUUCUGGAAUUGUGAAGUAAACAAGCAACGUCCAGAUGUUGUAAAACUCGCAGUCGUUGCUUCAGGAACAUGAAUAUUAUGUAUCAUUUAAUUCAGUCCGUGGACUGAAAUACUUACUAACAUGAUUAUUAUCCUUGAUUAUCACUAAAGGUUCAAACAAGAAAUUUGGAUGCAUUAUGACUAAGAUUUAUUGGUAGAAUUAAAUCUGGUCACUCAUUAAACUUUUAAUAAAACAAGAGGGAGUACCAGUAGAAAGCAAGUGGAAAGUAUAACAUAAAAGAAAUAUACUGUAUAUUAUUAAAAUUUACCUCUUAGAUAACGAAAAUAUCCGGCAUCUACAAUAUAGCUCGGGCAUUAUCUCUUUUUAAGUUUGUCAUAUUUAAGGAUAUUGUUUUAAAUUAUUAGUAAUGUAUGAAUUUAUAUACAAAUUAACAUUUUAAUAUUUGUACAAUUUAGGAGGAAAAAGGCUAUUUUCUUUUCACUAAUUUAUAUAUUGUAACUAAGCUUAUAUUUUGAAUAAUUUAUUUAUGAUUGUAGAUUUUAAUUGAUCAGUAUCCACGAGUAUUGUAAUUUUAUUGUAAUUAUUAAUAUAUUUUAUUAAAUUAUAUUAAAUUAUUAUGCUUGUAUUGUAGAUACAGUAAAAAAAUUUAAGAAGCACAUUGGUCUUCUUCCUGGGAAAAGAGCUACAUUUAUUCUGCCUAAAAUUUGUACCUGAAAUUCAGUAUGGAAAGCAACUUUGUUGACCAUUUAAUUUAACUUUUUUAAUGACUUAAUUUUGAAUUUACAUGAAAUUUUAAUCAAUUUUUCAAAUUUAUAUAAAAUUAAAGACCAAAAAUAUUUGGAAUUUUUCUGAAUACAAAUCUGAAUGGGUAGAAAUUUUAAUCAAUUUUACAAAUUGAUAUAAAAUUAAAAACAAUUUUUUUUUUUCGGAACACAAAUCAGAAUGGGUAGAAACUUGUAGAUGUUUUUCCAGGAAGGUAACAAUGACUGUUUAUCAGAAUUAUACUGUAUGUUAAAAGAGUGUAGAUCACUAUACAGCCACCCAUGGAGAAACAGUAAUUUUGUAUAUAUUUACAUUUAAACUUCUAGGAUAAAGAAAAAAUGUUCAUUAAAAUAUUAAAUUUA